Molecule: messenger RNA, 1413 nt
Organism: Striga hermonthica
Lineage: Eukaryota; Viridiplantae; Streptophyta; Magnoliopsida; Lamiales; Orobanchaceae
Source: the annotation of a GenBank genome assembly
AUGGUGAGGCGCGAGCGACGAUGGACGACGCGAGAAACGGAGGAUGACACGGCAACGAGGACGACGCGGGUGACGGGGGACGAUGCAGUUAGCGGGGAUGACUCCAGCGAUGGAGGACGCACAAGAAACAGGUUGCCUGGUUUACCGAUGAAAGAGGGCCAGCUACACGUAGUCGACGAUGUUAGUGGUAUCAUUAAGCCUGCUAGGAUGACCCUAUUACUUGGUCCUCCAGGAUGCGUGAAGACUACACUAUUGAAAGCUUUAUCCGAGAACUUGGACAAAUCACUUAAGGUAAGUGGAGAGGUAACAUACAAUGGAUAUAAACUCGGGGAAUUUGUGCCACAGAAAACAUCGUCUUACAUUAGCCAAUAUGAUAUUCAUGUUCUCGAAAUGACUGUAAGAGAAACAAGCGAUUUCUCAUCUGAGUGCCAGGGUGUAGGCAACAGACCAGAAAUAUUGGCUGAGGUCAUGAGGCGGGAGAGAGCAGCAGGAAUCGUUCCCGAUGCACAGAUAGAUACAUAUAUGAAGAUCCUAGGCCUCGAUAUCUGUGCCGAUACACCCAUUGCAUGCAUUUCUGGUGGUCAGAAGAAGAGACUCACAACAGCCGAGAUGAUGGUGGAACCCACAAAUGCUUUAUUCAUGGAUGCGAUCUCAAAUGGACUAGACAGCUUGACCACGUAUCAGAUCGUAUGUUGUCUCCGCCAGCUAGCACACAUCACGGAUGCCACUGUUGUUAUCUCACUCCUUCAGCCGGCCCCAGAGACAUUUUAUCUCUUUGACGACGUGAUGUUGAUGGCGGAGGGCAAAAUCAUCUACCAUGGGCCUAAGCAAGACGUUGUAGAGUUUUUCACAAGCUAUGGAUUCAAGUGCCCCGACAUGAAAGGGGUUAUCUCGAGAAAGGAUCAGGAGAAAUACUGGCAUCAGUCACAACACCCUUACAGUUGCGUGUCGAUUAACGCUUUUUUAGAAAAAUAUAAAGAGUCCCUUCACGGGAAGAGGGUAGCGGAGGAACUCUCUGUGCCUUUCGAUAAGUCGAGGGGCCAAGAGAACGCAAUUAGUUUCAAAGCACAGCCUGUGUCCAAAUGGACCCUUUUCAAGGCAUGCAUGUACCGAGAGUACCUUUUAGUGAAAAGGAAUUUGUUCGUGUACUUAUUCAAAUCUAUUCAGCUCAUCAUCGUUGCAAUUUUGAGCAUGACUUUGUUUCUGAGGACACAGAUGGGGGUGGACCCCGUGCAUGCCAACAACUACAUGGGGGCUCUGUUUUAUUCUUUUAUGGUCUUUACGGUUAAUGGCAUCCCACAUCUCUCGAUGAUGGUUGCUAAGCUUCCAGCAUUCUACAAACAGCGAGACUUAUACUUUUUUCCAGCAUGGGCAUAUGCAGUCCCUGCAACCAUCAUCAAGAUUCCUUUCUGA